AUGCUCGUUCACAUCUUGCAGAGCGUCAAAUAUGCCCAGCAUCUCAAAACUCAAAUAGUAACAUCUUCUCCCAGCACUCCUGCUGUCGCUCGUUAUGGCCUAAUACUACUGCUAACCGUCCAGAAUACGGCCACGGUCCUUUGUCUGAGGGCCUCCAUGAUCGGCCAUCACCCGUCCAGCAGCAGCCAAAAGUACCUGGUCUCCACCUUGGUCCUCACCAUGGAAACCAUCAAAAUCACUCUGAUUACGGCCCUGAUUGUCGUCACCGAAGGGAAUUUCUCCGUCAAAGAAGCGGUCAAGCUGCUGCACAAGGAGAUUGUGUGCCGGCCGCUGGAGGCCUUGCCUUUGGCCGUGCCCAGUUUCCUCUACGUCGUCCAGGACAAUUUGAUUAUUUACGCCCUGUCGUGUGUCGACGCCACCACCUACCAAGUAACGUAUCAGGCCAGAAUAUUGACGACGGCCUUGUUCGCCAGGAUUUUGCUCAAUCAAGUCUUGCCAAUCCAAAGGUGGCUCGCCCUGUUGCUGCUCAUGUCGGGAGUCAUUCUGACUCAGGUAACAGUCAAUUUCAAUGGACAAAUUGGAGAUUGGAGUUGGCGAGCUCAAAGAGAAGACGCCACUUAUUGGCUGGGCCUUUUGGCCAUCGGUUUCGCUUCGGUCAGUAGCGGAUUCGCCGGCGUCUACAACGAGAAGAUCAUCAAAAACGGACAGCAGCCGCUGCUGCUCAUCAGAAGUUUCCAGCUCAGUUUGUUUUGCGUUUUCUUCGCCUUGAUGGGCGUUGUCAUCAAGGAUGGGUCAGUCGUCAUUCGUCAAGGCUUUUUCCACGGCUACACUCCCUUCGUGUGGCUCAUAGCCGCCAUGCAGGCUGUCGGCGGGAUACUCGUGGCCGGAACGAUGAAAUACGCCGACAACAUUUUGAAAACGUUCGCCACCGCCAAUUCGAUCGCCCUGUCCUGCGUCCUCUCCUAUUUCCUCCUGGGCGACGACGACACCUUCACCCCGACUUUCCUCAUCGGCACUUGCGUCAUUAUAUUGGCCACUUUUCUCUAUUCCGCCAAUUCUGUGCAGCAGCCGACUCAUCGUCAACCGCUUCCGUCAACCCAGCAAUCCCUUCCGCUUCCCAGUCGCCGUUGCUCCAAUAGUAAUGAGCAGCAAUGA
Molecule: messenger RNA, 1155 nt
Organism: Daphnia pulicaria
Lineage: Eukaryota; Metazoa; Arthropoda; Branchiopoda; Diplostraca; Daphniidae
Product: UDP-N-acetylglucosamine transporter-like
Exons: 6
Coding region: 1-1155 (384 amino acids)
Biological process (GO): pyrimidine nucleotide-sugar transmembrane transport
Cellular component (GO): Golgi membrane
Molecular function (GO): UDP-galactose transmembrane transporter activity
Source: RefSeq, a predicted model, not a curated record